Molecule: messenger RNA, 717 nt
Organism: Guillardia theta CCMP2712
Lineage: Eukaryota; Cryptophyceae; Pyrenomonadales; Geminigeraceae
Exons: 4
Coding region: 1-717 (238 amino acids)
Source: RefSeq, a predicted model, not a curated record
AUGGCGGGGCCGCGCGCAGCGACGAGCGGGCUGGCUCUGCUAGUACCGCUCCUCCUCUGUUUAUCUCUGGCGAACAUGGCCUCUUGCUUCAUGCUCGCGCCUGUGCAGACGCCUCGAGCCCUGAACUUGCGCAAGACUGCGGCAGUCACUUGCCCUGCUCCUCGGAGUUUGUGCUCAGCGAAGGGUAGGAGUGGACUUCAAAGCGUGCAAGGCUCGCUGACUGCGCCACCACGACUAUGGGAUGCAGCGAAGGAAGGAAACUAUGAUGUGUUCAAUGCCGUGCUGCCUGGUCUGAAUGUGAUUUCUGCCGCUCCUGAGGCUAAAGAGAUCAACAUCAUGGAAAGGGUGGGGGCGAACAAGGCGCUGCUUGCAGCUCAGUUGAACAAGAAGUUGGACAUCAUGAAGGAGAAUGGUGUAGAACUUGUUGUCGUCACUGUCGCAAGCCCCACAAAGCUGCAGGAGUUCAUCGCAGCAGCGGAGUCGCUUCCCGCGGAGUACUUGUACUGCGACCCGUCUCUCUCCUCCUACCAGUUCUCCCCCGUCGGGCUUGUCUCGGGCAAGGCCUUCUCCACGGAGGAUUUGGACGGCGUCAUGCAACUGGGAGGCGCUUUUGCUUUGCAGAACAACAAGGUUGUCUUUGCGCAUCGCGAUCUGGGCGUGGCCGAUCACUUCGACAUCGACGAGUCCCUUCGAUCUCUCGGAGUCAUGGCAGCCUAA